AUGGCGUACAGGGGCCACGAGGGUCCCCAGGGGGGCACGGGCCUGAUCCAGUGCGGGGAGUACAGCAACCAGGUUCUGCCCAACGGCCGCUGUAAGAUCGUGGCCACGCUGCCACAGGGGGACGAGCAGCGGUGCCCGGACAUGUUUCGUUGCACCGAUGAAGUGUCCUACUGGCUCCAUGAGAAUGAGGAGCGUAAGCAGCAGGUCCUGGAGCUGAGGGAGCUGAUUUCAGAGCUACAGGAGGAGCUGAGGAACCACCGGCACCGCAUCAAAGUCCUCGAGCUCCAGCACGAGGAGGCGGCCGGCCGGAACCACAGCUUGGCUCAACGGGUGCAGGACCUGGAGCAUCGGUACAGCGAGGCCAGCACCCUGCAGCACAUCCAGGCUACGCUGCUCUACGACAUGCAGGCGCAGAUAAACAACAUCUCCGUCCUGACCGACUGGGCCUGGCGUAACCCCACCUGCCUCAGCCCCGCCGAGAUGAGGCUGCAGGAGGAGAUGCAUCACCCAGAGGUGAAGCAUGCCAGGAACUGCCCCAUCGACUGUGCUUCCGUUUACUACAACGGGCUGCGGCGAUCUGGGGUCUACAGCAUCAUGCCCUCGGUCGGAGGGAUGCCUAUUGAAGUGCUGUGUGAGAUGGACACCGAAGGUGGGGGCUGGACAGUCAUCCAGAGGCGUCAGGAUGGCUCAGUUGACUUCAACCGGACCUGGAACGAGUACAAGGAGGGCUUUGGGGACCUCAAUGGCGAGUUCUGGCUGGGCAACGAGAACAUCCACAAGAUGACAAGCCAAGGGGACUACUCUCUGCGCAUCGACCUGGAGGACUGGAACAACAAGCACAAACACGCCUUCUACCAGGUCUUCAGCAUUGAGGACGAGGCAAACUAUUACCGCCUGCACGUGGACGGGUUCAGCGGGACGGUGGAGGAUUCCUUCGCCUGGUACCACAACAAGAGGAGCUUCAGCACACCUGACUCGGGGAACAUCUGUGCCGAGAUUUCCCAUGGAGGCUGGUGGUACCACCAGUGCUUUUUCUCCAACCUCAACGGGGUGUACUACAAGGGCGGCCGAUACUCCAUUAAAAACCGCAAGAUCCUGGGGCCAGACGGUAUCGUGUGGUACUCGUGGAAGGACACAGACUACUACUCCCUGAGGAAGGUGGUCAUGAUGAUUCGACCACGCACUUUCCGGCCCCACGUCUCCCCAUGA
This is a messenger RNA of Fulmarus glacialis (Northern fulmar), 1209 nucleotides long. Its product is annotated as fibrinogen-like protein 1. The record is from RefSeq and is a predicted model, not a curated record. The transcript has 6 exons. NCBI's taxonomy places the organism in Eukaryota, Metazoa, Chordata, Aves, Procellariiformes, Procellariidae. Bases 1 to 1209 code for a protein of 402 amino acids.